Falco peregrinus (peregrine falcon) is the source of this 3762-nucleotide messenger RNA. RefSeq names its product GC-rich sequence DNA-binding factor 2 (gene GCFC2). Gene Ontology annotation, cellular component: nucleus. Gene Ontology annotation, biological process: mRNA splicing, via spliceosome. Gene Ontology annotation, molecular function: DNA binding. NCBI's taxonomy places the organism in Eukaryota, Metazoa, Chordata, Aves, Falconiformes, Falconidae. The transcript has 18 exons. Bases 46 to 2631 code for a protein of 861 amino acids. The record is from RefSeq and is a predicted model, not a curated record.
CGCACCGAGAGGUGGCGCGGCGCGGCCCCGCGUUCGCGAGCCGGCAUGUUUCGGCGCCCCCCGCGCAACUUCUGCGGCCGGCGGCGCGCGGCCUCCAGCGGCGGCAGCAGCAGCAGCAGUGAGGAGGAGCCGGAGCCCGAGCCCGUGGCCGCUCCAUCGCCAGCCUCCGUCGCCAGCUCCCGCUCCGAGCGGGAACCGGAGCCUGACGAGGGCGAGGGGGACCCCGGCCGGGCCGCCGCGUCCCCUGAGGGGGCUCGGGCGCCCGCAGCGGCGGGGCCGCCGCCCUCGGAGGAGUGGGCGGGCAGCCCCGGGGGCCGGCAGGAGAGCGGAAGAGCGGCUGCGGGCGGAGGGCCGCGUCCGGCCGGAGCCGGGGCCGGGCCGGCGCGGCGGGGAAAGGAGCUGCUGAGCUUCGGUAGCGAGGAGGAGCGGGAAGGUGAAGAAUUUUUUAAAAUUAAAAAGCCUUCCUUCAAUGAAGUAACCUUUAGAAUUCAAAAGAAGGAAAGACUGCUGCCUGCACAGUCGGAAACUGAAGAAAGCAAAAAAAUCUGUCCGUUGGAGCCUAGAACUGGCAACACCACUGGCACUCAUGAAGAAGAAGAGAAGGACGAUGAAAGUUAUUCCUCACUAAGUGAGGACUACAACAGCUUGGACUCUGAAAAUGAAUCCAGCUUUCCAUGGAGGAGGAAGGAUUUAUCACCAGGUAAUAUCCCCAGUGCAGCGUGUAUCGAGGCUGCUCAGAGGAAACGUCAUUUAGCCAGGACACAGGCUGAUUAUCUUCCACUGGAUGUUUCAAACAGUCAGCGGGUCUCUCGAAGGAGAGGAAGCAGUGAUUUAGAGAGUGAAGACAAGUCUGAUAUGAAGAGUCUCAGUUUUGUUCCUAAAAUGAGAACUCUUAGGCAGAGGAUGACUGAACACAUGGUGUCUGUGGGUGAUGAAUCAAGUGAAGAAGAAGCACAAAUGAAGUGGGAAGAACAACAAAUAAAGAAAGCCAUUAAACUCUCUCAGGAAACUUAUGAUGAGGCUUUCCUGCAUAAACCUCAACCAGCUAAACCAAAGUUUGAUCCCUCUGUUUCUCUACCAUCUGUGAACUUGGAAAUUGUGAAGAAGCGACUGACUGAAAGGAUAGCAUCAUUAUUGGAUGUGCACCGUGCCCACCAGCGGGAGUAUGAAAAAUAUAUGGAGGACAUCAAGAAUUCAAAGAUCACUGUCCAGGAGUUAGAGAAGUCUUCAGAUGCAGCUCUGAAUUACAAAUUCUACAGGGCCAUGAAAACAUAUGUAGAAAACUUGAUAAACUGUUUGAAUGAAAAACUGAAAUACAUUAAUGAGCUAGAACUGGCUGUACAUGUACUGUUUGAGCAACAAGCAACGAGAGUAUUGAAACGAAGGCAAGAUGAGCUGAAAAAUGAAUCUGCUUAUAUUCAGCAUCUGACAAGUGGGAGUGACAAACCAACUAAUGGUGGAUUGGAAGGUGAUGAGAAGGUACAGCUUCUGGAAAUGUGUGAGCAUCGAAGGACUUGUAGACGGCAAGUGAGAGAGUGUUCGGGAGAAACUGAUCACCAUGAAGGCAUGUCAAGUGAUGAUGAGCUGACUCCAACAGAGGUGAAAGAGUUCCAGAAGAGCAAAGAUAACGUUUUAGAGGAUAGUAGGAAAGUCUUUGAAGAUGUACAUGCAGAUUUUUGUGACAUCAGAAAAAUCCUGUUGAAAUUCCAGGAAUGGAAAGAGAAGUUUCCUGACACUUACUGCGAUGCUUAUAUCAGUUUCUGCCUGCCUAAACUAUUAAAUCCUUUGAUCAGAGUUCAGUUAAUAAAUUGGAAUCCUCUUGAGCAGAAUUUUAGAGAGUUGGAAGAGAUGCCCUGGUUCAGAGCUAUAGAAGAAUUCAGUGAUGCCAAACAUGAAUCUGAAUCAAAAAGGGAUGAUGAUCCUGAUCAAGAAGUUUUGCCUAGAGUGAUUGAAAAAACUAUCCUUCCAAAAAUUACAGCAUUUGUAAAGAGUGUGUGGGAUCCUUUGUCGUCUUCACAGACAAAGAACCUUGUACAGCUUUGCAAUAGCAUCUUUGAAAAACAAGUCCUCUCCAAAAAUGAAUGCAGUCAAGCAAAAGAGGAUUUGAAGAACACUGUUGUCCUAAGAAUGAAGAAAUCUAUAGAGGAAGAUGUCUUUAUUCCUCUGUAUCCUAAAAGCACAGUGGAAGACAAGUCAUCACUAUGUUCAAAAUUUCAAGAAAGACGGUUUUGGUCAGCUGUUAAGCUCCUCUCCAAUGUUCUUCUUUGGGAUGGGAUUGUACAAGAAGAUACGGUCCGGGAUUUGGGACUGAGCAAGUUGCUGAACCGUUACCUUCUUCUGAACCUCUUAAACACACCACUAGGGCCGGAUAAUAUAGAAAAGUGUAAGAAGGUGGUUGCAUGCCUCCCAGAAAGAUGGUUCCAAGAUCUUAAAAGUGGGUCAACCCUCCCUGAGUUACUGAACUUCUGCCAGCACUUGCUGCGAUGUGCUCAGACGCUACACAAGGAUAACCACAGUGAUGAAACAAAAGAAGCUCUCCUCCUGCUAGUGAAAAUCAAAGCUCUGCAUAUUGUUGAAGACUUCAUUGAAGAGUAUAAACUUGAACACCUUAAACCUAUAACUGGGAAAUAGAAAUUUUUGAAGCAAAAUUUAUAUUACUGAAAUGAGCCUGCUAUUAACACUAAAACAGUUCUAACAUGAAAUUUAAUUAGUGGAUCCUGCCUACUCAAAGAUGCAGUGGUAAUCACUGUCUUAUUGUUAAAUACUUCUGUUUUUUCCCAAUGUCUUCUACUGCUGCCUACUCCUAGGUUAAGGAGUCUUUUUAGAAGUUACAGUUGUCGAAAUAAAGUGAUGGUGUAGGCAUUCUAAAAAUACAUGACAGUGCUUUGGAACAAUUCUGGAAGGACAAAGUGCCUGUAAUGGUUAUUAUGCUAGCCAAUAGACAACUUGACACACUAUUUUGGAAUUCAUUGCUAAAUAUCACUCUGACCCAGCAGUCAUUGAACUCUUCUAACUUGUGGUGGACAGUGAUUUUUGGUAGGGUUAUUGUUAAACCAUCCCUAGUGAUAAAGUAUUUGUAACGUUGCAGGGGCUUUGACCCUGGUACAGAAUCAAGGGGAGUCAGUGUGCAGAUACGGGGUUUGAGUGGUGAGUGUUUAUUGAUGGAAAUGUGGGUUCAGUGAGGUACGAAGCUGUGUGACAAAUGUCUGGGGAAGAGCAAAUACAUAGUGAAGAUUGUGUCUGACAUGUGCCUGUAGAUACAGGCUGCACUAGUGUGCCCAGUGCUGCAGCUGUCAUAUGCCCUGCUCUGUCAGGCUGUUAGGAACGGACAUCUUGAUGAUGAGCAGCACAGGAACAACUUCAGUUACUUUCUAGUAACUGAAACUCUUAAGACAGUCUUCCUUUUGUUUCCCAGUAAGAUCUAGUCAACCUUACUUCAUCAUACCCUUAUUAGUUUUCUGAUGUUUUAUAACUUUGUAUAUUUACAAUAAAUGUUGUUACAGAAUAAAGAUGCUCUAUUGUAGAAAUUAUAGUGCAUCACAGACUCUGUAUGUUUAGUUGUGACUGUAUUUCUCCCAAAUCUUCUGGGACUAGAAUUUAACUCUUGCAGACUUAAUUGCUUUGAUUUCUUUUAUAAUUUUUAAGUUACAAAUAUAUUUUUGUAAAAUAUUUUAAAUGUAAAUAGUUUUGCUCAGUGUUACAGACAGAAGAUGACUCUUUAAUUGUUUUAUUUGAGAAAUAAAGUAAAAAUAUCUUGCUGUG